Molecule: messenger RNA, 1806 nt
Organism: Cucurbitaria berberidis CBS 394.84
Lineage: Eukaryota; Fungi; Ascomycota; Dothideomycetes; Pleosporales; Cucurbitariaceae
Product: 26S protease regulatory subunit 6B
Exons: 4
Coding region: 112-1503 (463 amino acids)
Biological process (GO): proteasome-mediated ubiquitin-dependent protein catabolic process
Cellular component (GO): proteasome regulatory particle, base subcomplex
Molecular function (GO): ATP binding; proteasome-activating activity; ATP hydrolysis activity
Source: RefSeq, a predicted model, not a curated record
GCACCUCCGCCAUCGCCCUCACCACUCGCAUCCCUGUGGUACUCUCUUCUCGAAUCACUCGCUCAAUAGCACAGCAUCUGGAGUGCAGGCCUGCCAGCGUGAUCGCGUGCCAUGGGUAACCAGCAAUCCAGCGCUGGAGGCGGCGGACCUCCGGGCGACGACAAGAGCAAAAAGGAAAAGAAGGAUAAGCCAAAGUACGAGCCUCCACCACAGCCCACCACGCGCAUCGGCAGGAAGAAGAAGAGGGCUGCAGGACCGAGCGCCGCCGCAAAGCUUCCAAUCGUCUACCCGACCGCACGAUGCAAGCUACGAUACCUGCGCAUGCAGCGCAUUCACGACCAUCUGCUGCUCGAAGAAGAGUACGUUGAGAACCAGGAGCGGUUACGGAAGGCAAGGGCUGUGAAAGAAGGCAACGCACCAGCCCCCUCUGGCGGAGAGGAUGCCCUUGACCGCAAUGCGGACGAGAGGUCGCGGGUCGAUGACAUGCGAGGCAGUCCCAUGGGAGUCGGCAAUUUAGAGGAGCUCAUCGACGACGACCACGCCAUCGUUUCCAGCGCUACGGGUCCCGAAUACUACGUUUCCAUCAUGUCUUUCGUCGACAAGGAUCUCUUAGAGCCGGGGGCAAGCAUUCUCCUGCACCAUAAGUCGGUGUCGGUAGUUGGCGUACUCACAGACGACGCGGAUCCGCUGGUGUCCGUCAUGAAACUAGACAAAGCACCUACGGAGUCGUACGCGGAUAUUGGUGGUUUGGAACAGCAGAUACAAGAAGUACGCGAGGCUGUUGAGCUUCCUCUGUUGCACCCGGAAUUAUACGAGGAGAUGGGUAUCAAGCCGCCGAAAGGUGUCAUUCUCUACGGUGCUCCAGGUACCGGAAAAACGCUGUUGGCCAAGGCUGUGGCCAACCAGACCAGCGCCACCUUCUUGCGCAUUGUGGGAAGUGAGCUGAUCCAGAAGUACCUUGGAGACGGGCCUAGGCUAGUGCGACAGCUCUUCCAAACUGCGGCUGAGAAUGCGCCUUCGAUCGUGUUCAUCGACGAGAUCGACGCAAUUGGUACGAAGCGAUACGAGUCGACAUCCGGUGGUGAACGUGAAAUCCAGCGAACCAUGUUGGAACUCCUCAAUCAACUCGACGGUUUCGAUGAUCGCGGAGAUGUCAAGGUCAUUAUGGCUACGAACAAGAUUGAGACUCUUGACCCUGCGUUGAUUCGACCUGGUCGUAUUGACCGAAAGAUUCUCUUUGAGAACCCUGACCAAACGACAAAGAAGAAGAUCUUCACCCUCCACACCUCCAAGAUGUCCCUUAACGAGGAUGUCGAUCUCGACGAGUUCAUCAACCAAAAGGACGACCUCUCCGGUGCUGAUAUCAAGGCAAUUUGCUCCGAAGCCGGUCUCAUGGCGCUCCGCGAGCGCCGAAUGCGGGUCAAUAUGGAAGACUUCCGCACCGCAAGAGAGCGAGUGCUGAAGACCAAGACCGAGGGUGAGCCUGAGGGCCUGUACUUGUAAGCGCAAAGAGAGGUACAUCUAGCUUCUGGCAGCAUAUUCAAGACUCAAGUAUUCGAUGAGUGUAUCAGUAGAAACGAACAGCUUCUUGCCAUGGUAGGCUCCUAAUCUUCAUCCCAAUUGAGAUUAUAUUUUGAUUCUCAUUCUUCGCUCGUCGCCUAACAUGGGCGAUGCGCUCAUUCUCAAAUAGGGUGCAUCGCGGCCUUCCUCGUUGCCCUACCCUACGCUGUGCCCCGCUCAUAACACGUCUCUAUUAACACAAACUUAUUUUUCACAAUUUUUCAUCUUCACUUUUCUUUUCAAUAU